AUGCGCUCGACUGGGGCGGGGGGCGGCGAUCUGCACUCCCGGGCGGCCCCUGUCCGGCUGGGCGACCUUGGGGGAGACAACUCCGUCUCUGGACGAAGGUGCGGAGCAUGUCCACUGCCCGUGCGUCUUCCUGCCUUUGUUCCUGCCGGCCUUUGCCAAGUAGGCCUAAGUUGGCUUCUCCGGACUGAUAGGGGAAUGCUGUCCUUGCUCCUCUGCGUCGUGUCCAUCGCUCUUCCGCGCUUUAUCAGAGCAGAUGCUUGCGAGGACUUGACUCUGCAAGAGAUGGCAUCAGUAGACCAGCCUACAGCUUUUAAUUGCAUCUACUCUCUGCCAACAUCGGGGAAAGUAGAUGCAACAUGGUAUAAAUAUCCUAGCAAAAUCCCAAUAUCCAAAAACACACAGUCUAGAAUUUACCAGAACCAAAAUUGGAUUUUGUUUCUCCCAGUGAAAGGGGAGGACUCUGGGAUCUACCAGUGUCAUACAAAUGAUACGGACAUCUGUCCCAGAAUGCGAGUCAACCUCACUGUGUUUGAAAAAUAUUGGUGUGGUGCUUCCGGAAACAGUCAACUGAACGUGCCUCAUGAGUACAAGCAGAUUCUGCAGGUCGGAAGAGAUGACAUCCUUAUAUGUCAUCUCAACUUCCCAAACAAUUUUUAUUUGGAUUCAGUAAAGUGGUAUAAGGACUGUAUAGAGAUAGAAGGAGAACGGUUUGUUUCUCGGGGAAAAAAGCUCUUAGUGAAGAAUGUCUCGGUGGAGGACAGAGGGAACUAUGAAUGUCAAGCCAGCCUCACACAUGCAAAGAAACAACACACUGUUUUCAACAGCAUCUCUGUGACUGUCACAGAAAAAGUGGGGAGUGGAGGAAGAAUCCCUAAGAUCAUUUAUCCAAAAAACAAUUCAAUUGAAGUAAAACUUGGCUCCAUGCUCAUUGUCAACUGCAACAUAACAGACACGCGGGACAACACAAACCCACGCUGCUGGAGGGUCAACAAUACCCUGGUCAAUGACUACUAUGGGGAAUCCAAGCGCAUUCAGGAAGGAAUUGAAAACUACACUAUUUUCCCAGAACAUAUUUUUUACACAGUGAACAUAACCUUCUUAGAAGUGAAAAUGGAAGAUUAUGGCCACCCUUUCAUGUGCCACGCUGGGGUGUCUGCUGCUUUCUUCAUACUGAAGCUCCCAGUUCCAGAUUUUCAAGCUUACUUGAUAGGAGGGCUUCUCAUCUUGACUGGUGCAGUGGUGUCUGCCAUGUGUAUCUACAACAUUUUUAAGAUCGACAUUGUACUUUGGUAUCGAAGUUCCUUCCAUUCUGCAGGGCCCAUAGAAGAUGGGAAGCUGUACGAUGCUUAUGUUUUAUAUCCCAAGCCUCAGAGAGAAAGCCAGAGUCAUGAUGUGGACACGCUGGUGUUGAAAAUUCUUCCUGAGGUGCUGGAGAAGCAGUGUGGAUACAAGUUAUUCAUAUUUGGCAGGGAUGAGUUUCCGGGACAAGCUGUGGUCAAUGUCAUCGAUGAAAAUAUUAGGCUGUGCAGAAGACUGAUCAUCAUUAUUGAUCCCGAUGAGCUGAGCUUUGACCUAUUAAAGAACCUGUCAGAAGAACAAAUUGCGGUCUACAGUGCCCUCAUCCAGGACGGGAUAAAGGUCAUCCUGAUUGAACUGGGGAAGGUCAAGGACUACACUGCCUUGCCGGAGUCCAUUCAGUAUAUCAAACAGAAGCAUGGGGCUGUCCAGUGGAGUGGAGACUUCACAGAACAGUCCCAGUGCGCAAAGACCAAGUUCUGGAAAAAAGUGAGAUAUCACAUGCCUCCCAAGAGGUGGCCACCUUCUUGUCCAGCUGCUGAAGCACAUGCCCUUUGA
This is a messenger RNA of Budorcas taxicolor (takin), 1854 nucleotides long. RefSeq names its product interleukin 1 receptor like 2 (gene IL36R). Gene Ontology annotation, molecular function: interleukin-1, type I, activating receptor activity. NCBI's taxonomy places the organism in Eukaryota, Metazoa, Chordata, Mammalia, Artiodactyla, Bovidae. The record is from RefSeq and is a predicted model, not a curated record. Gene Ontology annotation, biological process: regulation of inflammatory response; signal transduction.